AGUUUAUGAGCAUUCGGAUUGUCCACUCACUCCAUAGUCCACACUAUAUGUCCGUGUGACUACACAUAUUACUAGGACAACUGUAGUUGGUUUCACCAACUGCGUAGUGCGCCACCAUCCAUAUACAUUUAAAAAGUAUUGAAAUGCUUUGACUUCGUAUAGUUUACAGAAGCAGUAUCUUUUAAUAAGUACCUGUCAAAAUGACAAAAGAGGGAGUUUCCCUACCCUCCAAUGUGGCCAUCAUUGCUGGUAUGGCCGCGGGAAUCAUUUCUAUGGCUUUAUUGGACAUGUGGCUGAAUCGACAUGUCGAAGAAUCUGAGGACCCUGUCGAAGGUUUAAUGGAGAUUGGCAGGAGAUUCUCAGAGAAAUAUGCCAUAGCGACGGAAGACUUGACCAAGGCGCGCCAGAGAUUCACAGACGAGGCAGAGAAAGGCCUUACAGCACAUGAUGAAAGCGCGGAGCUGAAGAUGAUUGAAACGUUCGCUUCAAGCGGCACUGGGCUCAAGCGGUUGUCUCCAGGGCCCUAUGUGGUUUUGGAUAUUCAGCCGGACUGCUUUGAACUGCUGCUCGCGACGUUGUCGAGCAAGAAACAAAUCUCGGUGUCUCGCAGGAAACGAUUUGCCGUUCCUGAUAUGUUCCAAAAGGGAAAAUCCCAAAAUCUUUUUGCCCUGUACGCAUCUUGCAUCGCGACGCACUUCCCAGAGUUCGUUAAUGCCCAAGACGCACAGGUGCCAAUCAGUGUGAGUUUCCCUCAGCCCUAUAAUCAAACGGAACGCUCGCGAGGCACGAUACUUGGCUGGACCAAGGGAUAUGACCUGCCUGAUGCUAUCGGGAAAGACUUCAACGAUCUAUUGACUGCCGAGCUAAGGAAAAAGCGAGUAGAGAAUCCGAUUGUCGCGCUGGUCAACGACACAACCGCCACGUUCGCUGCGGCCCGCUUAAAAGGCAACAAGUGUAGGAUAGGUGUGGUUAUUGAACAGCAGGGCACGAACGCCUGCUAUCUGGAGCGUCUCUCCGACGGACACAAAAUCACCAAAGGCGCGAGCGUAGCUGUGCCAGGCGAUGCCAUUAAAUAUAAACUUGUGAAUACACAAUGGGGCGAAUACAAAAUGUCGGCAUCCAUCAAAUUGCUUGAGGAAGAAGUGGCCAUAACGAGAGGCCUACAAAAUGAAUACGACUUACUGACAUGUGGGUCUACAGUGACAACCUUGAUUGCGAACGAGUGGGCGCAUCUUAUCGAUACUGAACAGAUCAGAAUUGAAACGCCGAGCAACAACCCCCUGGCCAGGCUUAUGUUGGAAAACGUCACGUUCAUCGUCAGCGACUAUACCGCAAGUAUGUGGAAAACGGAACGACUUCUCCAAGAAAAGUUUGGUAUCCGCUGCGGCCUGUGGACGCGCCUGCUGCUCAAGCAACUGUGCGAGAUUGUGCUGAAGCGGUCGGCUGUACUGGCUAGUAUAGGUGUAGCGUCUCUGGUGCACCGGUCUCAAGACAGCGGACAAUGCGCAAUAGCUCUACACGGGGGAUUAACGCAGGUGCCCGGGUACAUCAAUUAUAUGGACCAUGCCUUGUCCCUAGCCUGUCCAGAGAUAGAGAUUUCUUGGGACAUCCACACGCGCACAGACAUCAGCUGCACCUCGCUGGGCACAUCGGUGUGUGGCGCGGCAGCGGUGGCUAAUCGACUCACUGGCAACCAACGGUGAUGAGAAUGGCGAUAUAACUAAAACCCUAAUAUUCGCGAAUAAAGAGAUAUCAC
Messenger RNA from Sphaeroforma arctica JP610, 1756 nucleotides. RefSeq lists its product as hypothetical. Gene Ontology annotation, molecular function: ATP binding; fructokinase activity; D-glucose binding. The transcript is spliced from 13 exons. Gene Ontology annotation, cellular component: mitochondrion; cytosol. NCBI's taxonomy places the organism in Eukaryota, Ichthyosporea, Ichthyophonida. The record is from RefSeq and is a predicted model, not a curated record. Gene Ontology annotation, biological process: glucose 6-phosphate metabolic process; glycolytic process; intracellular glucose homeostasis. Bases 201 to 1703 code for a protein of 500 amino acids.